UUGGUUCUCAAGUUGAACAAUGCUGUCUGUAAAAAUAUCAGUAAUUUACCCAGUGUUGUUCAGCAGCUCACGUUUUGCAUAUUUAAUUUACCUAUUCAGAUGAUGACUGUUUGUUCAAUUGAUUCACCGAACGUGACUGAUUGUCUUAUACAGAUACUGCUUGACAUACUCUGUUGCUCAAAAUUACGGUGAUUGGAUAUACAAAAAUUACCCUGCCAUUCUUUCCUGUUUCCCACAACAAGAACAAUCCAUCCUGAAUGAUCAUAAAAAGAUAAGUUGUCAAAUUAGCUUUCAUUGGGUUCAAUUUUCUUCAAACCACUGGUUCUUUUACGUGCAUUUACUUCUGCACCCUCAUGAAAAUAAACUGUGGAUCCUGUCCAGUUAAAAAAGAUCAAGUGUACAUAUACGAAGACGUGUUUCUAUAGUUCUGAUACUUUUUUUUUCAUUCGGAGAUCUCCUUUUAGUCAGAGUGUCCAUCAAACCUCGGGCUGUGAGUAGAUGUGCGCUCCCACUGACGGUGUGUGCAUGAAAUGAUCAGUGCACAUAUCACUUUGCAUUCGACGGCCGUGCGGCAAUCGGCCAAAGCUACGCAGACCGUCAGUGGUUUUGCCUCGAAUAAAUGAUGCAUUAUGAUAGCAUUUGUGUUGUGUGUUCGCUUGUGCUUGUCACUCGGGCGCCGGCGAUUGCUGAAUCUGGCCGAAUGGAUAUCGCACACGUGUGCCAACGGAGGCUUGGACGGGGGUUCAUUGUCUCACUGAGGCUGUGUGCAGGGAAGACAUGAGUGGCUUUGACUCCUCACAGACAUGAAUUACUGUGCAGGCAGGUGGUGGGGUGUGUUAGCCAGGAAAAAGGAGCACAUACAUAUGUGAUGCUGAUGGGUGGUAACUGUGUCAAGUUGAUCAGGCUGGUCUAUGACGAUUCUGCAUAUGGCGAUGAUGACGGAAUUUGAUGAGUUACGAGUAGUUGUAAGCGUGACGUUCACCACCUGAGGUCAGAACUGGACUUGGCAAAUGCCAGAAGGUUACACAACAACCUCCCCUUCUCCCUCCACACCAUUUUCACUUCUGCCGUAUAUUGAUUGGCCGUGACAGUGAAGCAAGAAGUUGCAGUCCAUUCCUUCUAGCGAGAAGCCGACUCACCAAGGGAAUGAGCGAUGAUUCACUGGUGGAAUGGACGUGUAAACAGGUCGCAGUUGAUUGAGGGCACGGUCAAGAAAUCGCAGGAUGCAUCGUCACCCGCUUGCACAGAGCAAGAGCAGAGGUCAUGAGUGGAUGCAACUGUAAACAGAGAAGCCACAUCAAAGAUUGCACAAUGGGAGAUUCGUGUUUACCAAACACUUCUGAUGAAUCUGGAUAGUGGUGUAUCAAAGAGUGGUUUGGACAGCCAAGGCAUUCUUCAUAUAGUUGGUUGCUGGUCAAAGGUUUUGCAGUGUCAGUGGUACACAGAUUCCAGGCUGUAUCAGCAAGUCUGUUGGAUUUCAGCCCACAGUGGCUACAAAUAUAAAUCUACCAUGAUUUGGAGAAAAGAUGGUCCAAUUUUAAAGUGAAAUGGGUCAUUGAGGAACAUUCUUGGGUAUAGCAGACUAGUUUGACCAGCAAAAGGAAACUUCACAUUUUGGAAACUAAAUGUCGAUUGUGGUCUCUCAGUUUGACUGUCUAUGCGAGUGUGGUUGGAAUCAUGUUGCACAAGACGGCAUUCAGAAGCAAACACAAGGCAAGAAUGUAUUCGGUUGCCUACAGCUUUAUGCUGCCAUGGAUCUGGUCUGUAAACCAGCUUCUGUCGUUAAUGGUACGGACAACAGAUGAAUCGCGUAAUGAGGAGGAGGCGCCAUGCUAUGAGCGUUGCGUUAUCCUUGUCUUCUCGUUGCCUGUGUGUCUUGCUCUGAUCGUCAUAUUCUCACCAUUUGCCUUAUUUGGGUUCAUUGCCAGGAUAUGUCUGGCUGGUGAGCGUGCCCCUUACGUGUAUUCCUUUGCCGACACGCCAAGCAGAGUCAAUGUCAACGAGGGUAUAUGGACCGAUCUCUCGUCAAAGCACUUUUUCAAAAUUGCUGUCAUUGAUACCUGCCUUAUGCCUGAGGGCAUGUCCAGAAUGAACAACCUCCGGAAUGUUCAAACGCGAUCAGUCAAUCUUGGCCGGCGGAUUAUUAACUCUCAAGUUCGACCGAGCCCCAGGAUUUUUGUCCAGUCACCAUCGGACAGUGAACUGAAGACCUACAGCAUAAACCCACCGGCCUCCACCAACCCAAUGAGUCUGUUCAAUAUGGGUGAGAGCCACCAAUUAGAUGUCAGCGACACUGAUGUUUCUUGUGUGACAUACACAAACAUCCAACCAGAAGAGACAUCCUUUUUUGCACAGGGUAUCGACAAAAUCAGGGAUAAUUGCGACGGCGGGGAACCAAUUCAUCAAUGCAAUGGAGACACACCUGUCACUUCAGAUACACCUGCGAAUGGAAACACUUUAAGAGGGUCCAAAGACAGUGACCAAGAUGCAAGAAAUGACCGUGAAGCGAGUGUGAUUUCCGUGCCCGAUAUCGUACCAAAAGACAUCUCAGAUUCCCCAACACCAUCAGAGUCUUUGGCUUCUACUCCAAAUGUAGACUGCGGUAUUCAAAUUGAGUUCCCUCAAACACCUUGCCAUGAACCCAAGCCUCACAUACUUGCCAGUGGCUCAUCAUCCAUUCAACAAUCAAAGUUGCACAGUGAGGAUAAAAUGGGAGAUGUCCCAUCCCCGUCGGAGCACGCCGUCAACAUCAACUUUCCAGCUGGGCUGGACUUUAUCUGUUUCCAGGAGGUGUUUGAGCGCAGAGCUGCCAAGAAACUUGUCAAGACACUCCACCUUUGGUUCAGUCACGUCAUCUAUGACGUGGGCAUGGAUUCCUGGGGGAUUAACAGACAUUUUUUGAACAGCGGCCUGCUCUUUGCGAGCCGUUACCCAAUCCUGGAUGCAUCAUUUGAGUGUUUCAAUGAGAGUCAGAAUGAAGAUCGUGCAGUUUCAAAGGGUCUUCUAAUGGUCAAGGUCCAAGUUGGCAAAACCAGAGAGGGGCAUCCUGUCGUGGGUUACAUCGCAGUCACACAACUUCAAGCCGCACAAGAAACCAAUAUCCGCUCGGGCCAGCUGGAUUGUGUUCUGAACUGGUUGAGCAGUUUCCAUAGUAACACCCACACUGAGUGCUUGGAGUUGGUAGCAUUCGACCUUCUUUGUGGCAACUUCAAUUUUGACAACAUGUCGCCAGGUGAUAUGCCAGAUUGGAGCCAUCCUGUGUUCCUCAUAUACCAUGACCCUUGCAGACAGAGGCCAGGACUAGACCGAGCCUGGACUGUUGGCACUGUACUCAGGAAGAAACGUCUUCAAGAUGAAGAAAUCUGCACACCUGAGGGUUUACAAAGUGCUCUGGAAGAUCCUCAGAGGAGGAGUAAUUAUCUUGAGGAUUCUGAGGCCUUUGAGGCUGGAGGUGAGGCUUUCCGUUGGGGAGCCUCAGACAGCAGUCACUAUGAGGGAGCUGGCAGACGCAGGGUGGACUACAUCCUGUACAGCAAUCACAGGACACAUAUGCAACAGAUCUGUGAGGAGUACAGCUUUGUCAGUCAGCUGGCCACAUUAACUGAUCACAUUCCACUCAGCAUGACAUUUUCUUCAGCUAUUGGCCCAGCAGCUAUGCAGGAAUGGCCCCAGGCUGUCACUCCAGACAGCGAUGGUUCCCAUUCCUGCAAGAUAAUGUAUGAAACUACCGUUUGAUAAUUGGUGUAAGGCCGGCCAUUGCGAGAAGAAUCCUUGUUGGUCAUUGUCAUCCACUCCAGAACUUUUGUUUCACUUUCAAUGGAAACUAAAUGGUGUAUAGUGUGUGGCUAUUAGAAGUAUCACAUGUAGUUACUGAUAUUUUGAAUAUUUCCUAGGAAAAAAACUUGUUCAGGAUGAAUAGAAAUUAAGCCCAAGACAUCUAUGAAUAUGGUAUGUGCCUGCUUGUGAGAGGGGUCCUUUUUAUUUUAAUAUUUUUAAGCAUUGGCUCCAAUGGCAUGGAUGGGGGGAGGCAAGGGGGUUGUUACCCCCUUCCCUGUGGGGACUCUUACCUCCCUCGCCCCACCCUUUGAAUAUCGGGGGGGGGGGCGGGAGGGAGCAUCGCCACACCAUCUGUAGUGUACAUGUACAUAUAGGUCGAGGACUGAUCAAGUUAUAAGGGUCGAGAUGCUGUCUGAUGCCUUGGAUAGCUGCCCCUGUACAUGGGGGGAAGGUGACAGACAAGAUAUAUGUUACAUAUGAGUCCGACUGAGCAAAACAUAUUUAAACUAUAGAGCUCAAUUCGGAGCAUCGCCACACCAUCUGUAGUGUGUUGUGUGUUGAUACAUGUACAUGUAUAUGUUACUUUAGUAGCUUCUCGAAAGAGCCAUAUUAUACAAACUCAGUGGCAUAGCCAAGGAGGGCAUCUGCACCCCUAUUGGCACUGCUGCCCCCCCCACUGAGAAGAGCCUUGCUAUGCAACUCAUUAGCUCACAAUGGUUUUUAAUUGGUAUCCAUUUAUGGUUGCUAACAACCAACUGCAUUUCACCAUGUGAAGGCUAUGCAUGCAGCGCUUCCAUUUCGAUAAGCACUUUCCUGAAUUUUUUCCCUUCAACAUCCUGCUGAGUGAGCAGUAUGGGUGGAUCAAUAUGAAUUACACAACCAUGGUUGCUUUUUCCUUAUUGGGAACCUUCUGGUUCUGUCUCUCACCAGGCAUUGCUGCAGUACCAGGGGGGGUCCUGAUUCGGCUGUAUUAGGAUUAUACGGUAGCUGUGAGAACCCCCGUUGCUAUUGCUUUCUCUACAUAGUUUUAGUGACUUUGCAAUUCUUAUUUUACUUUGUUCAUGAUUCCUCUAGCUGCUAGAUUAAUGACUACUAAAUAGCACCUCCAAUUUCAUAAGCAACACAUAUAGUCGGCAAACUUUCAGCAUGGAGUUAUAGGCAGCACUAUUUGCCAGGGAAAAUCCGGGGAGAAUUUUUCUCUGGAAAAUCACUCACUUUUCCAACCUAACCAAAGAUAGUGCUGCAGAUAAAAUUCUGGAAAUGGACUAAAUUUACAAUUUUGAAUAACUUGCUGAAAAAUCACAAAGGUUGGAGAUCUAUUUAAUACCAUGUUUUGUAGUGUUCAGUUGCGCUUUGUGCAAAAACUUACAUAAGCCUAUGCAAAAAGAUCCCACCAUGCGGUAAAUCUGUCAGAAGGGACAUUUUCGGAUUGCAACAUUUUGGUAAGGAGGCAGUGUCAGGGGAUGGAAGAAAAAUAAAAUUCACUCUGAUGAGUCAAAGUCACACAUUGUUCUAAUGGAUUGGUAUAAAAAAAGGAAACUGGCUAUGAUCCAGAGAAACAUGAAAUAAAUGGACACUUCUCUGGCUUUGCCUUGAUACUGUAAAUGGUGAAUAAUUAAUUAGUCUCUUUUUUGACACUGUCACUGCAAUAAUGGAAAGUUCAUUGGAAAAACAUGAACUUGAAAAGUAUCCCAAAUUGAUUUUUAUAUUUUGUCAUUUGCCCCCCCCCAAAAAAAGGUGGAUUGAUCCAUAAUCAGAAAAUGAUAGAAAAGUAAUGUGACCUAGAUCUACUUGUGACAUUUAACUAAGUCAAUGGAAACACUUGAUCAAAGUGUGAAAUUCAGAAGAAGUGAGGCUCCAGUAACCCUUCAGGGUGUAAACUUAUCUCACAUAAUGCAACUGGGAGAAUGCAUUAAGCUGUAUACUUAUACUGUGGUCAUGUGUGGGGUAAGUGUGACCCGUGCUGUGGCCCCAAGCGACUUCGUAGUGUAUGCUGUACUAAUUUAAAUGGAGUGAUCGUUAUUUUUUUGUGGGGGGUGGGUAAUUAGAGUUUGAUCUUUUGUGUUGGGAUUGCUGUCAUGGAUGGAGGUCUCAGUGUAUCAGCUGCUGAUAACAUUCUAUUCGGCUACCCCAAAUAAAAUUACAUCAACUUUGCCUUCUGCUUGUAUUUUUGUAGAGGAUAAAAAUUGAAAACCAUUCCUUAUUUCCACCUGGCUACGUGGCUCCUUCCAAAUAAUGAAACACCUAGUGGCAUUGGUCUGCAACUGUCCCUCAAGAUUGUGACAGUUUGAAAGUUCAUAUUUCCUGGAGCAAAAAAAGAAAGCAAGGUAGCUUAUUACACUAAUUAUCUGCGAAGGCAAAGAUGAGUUCUGAUGUUGUUAAUAGGGAGUUCUUCCUGAGCCCAUAGAGUUGGAUAUCAUUAUCAUAUCCAACUCUAUGCCUGAGCCACAUAAUUUACAUAUCCAUUAUCAUAGGCAAAGACCAGGCACAAAGUAUGCUCUAGUAUGCAAGCCUUUCAAAGCUUUGAUAAUGACAAAAAAUGUAGGGGCAUCACUGGUGCUGGAUGAGCACAAUGAAGACAACCAUGCGUGGCACAAAUAAUAACCUUUUUUUUUCUAUUUUCAUGAAUAAUCACUUAUUACCUUUGUCUUGAUAAUUACCAGAGUUUAAUGGGGGAUUUGUUGCAGUUUGAUGAGAACUCAUUGUAUUUCUAUAUUUGUGUCUAUCUAGUGUGGUUGUCAUUAAAUCUUUGGUUUAAUAUUAUUCCAAAGAUAAAAACCAAAGAUGCUCUAAUGUAUCAGUUUGUAAUGGAACUUAUUACUAUCAGUUUUCAGGUGAGAAUUCUUUAUAACUAUUUGUAUUUUCUAUUUAAACCGUUUGGUAGUGUGGAGUUUAAUCAGUGGAUUUUUUUUUACUCAAAUUUGCUUAUUCUCAUUUUAUAUUGUUCGAUAUUUUGGUUACAAUGUGCAAUUUGCUGGUAAGUUGAUCAAAAUAUUGUUCAUCAUUUGGUAUUUAAUGAAUUUGUUUCUUUACAUCAGUGUAACAAGAAGUGUAAAUUUCAAAUUAUCAGUAAUUUGUUACUCAAAACUUUUCAGUACUUUAUUGAAAUCAACUUUGUCUGGUUUGAAAGUACUUUUGCUAGUAACUUUCUACUUCAACAUACUGUUUGUGUACAUUUUGUUUGUUGGUUAAUCUGAACCAGAAGAUUUUUUUACAUUAUUUUGAUACAUUCUGAUUGCUGGAAUUUGAUUUCAUGUUCAAAAUAUAAUCCAAAGAUAUCUGAAGUUUGGAUAUAUUUUUAUCCUAUUUAUCUGUACAUGUGACAAUAUUCAGUAUAAAACUAUAUUACAAUGACUGUGUGCAAUACGCAAGUCUGUCUGACACAAUAGUAUUCAUUAAUAGUGCAAUUUGUUGAGAAAAAAAAUAUAUAUCAUUUUCUGAAGUGUCAUCAAA
Messenger RNA from Acanthaster planci (crown-of-thorns starfish), 7230 nucleotides. It is a transcript of the gene smpd3, whose product is annotated as sphingomyelin phosphodiesterase 3. Gene Ontology annotation, biological process: sphingomyelin metabolic process. The record is from RefSeq and is a predicted model, not a curated record. Gene Ontology annotation, cellular component: extracellular region; cytoplasm. Lineage: Eukaryota; Metazoa; Echinodermata; Asteroidea; Valvatida; Acanthasteridae. Gene Ontology annotation, molecular function: sphingomyelin phosphodiesterase activity.